CUGCGUCUCUCCGCGGAUGCUCCGUGUUUCCUGGACUCCUCGGUGUCUGUGCCCGGUCCAUGGCGGUCAGCGGGUUCCAGAAGCUGACCGUGGCCGCAGUGGUGACGCUAUGUGCGGCUCUGAUCCUUCCCAAGAUGCUGCUGCGGAGAGAACCGACGGAGGAGCAAGCUCCUGGCCGGUUCCCUCCCAUGAUGCACCGCCAUAUGACCCCUAACCCUGGGGUCAGGGGUCACGGAGACGUCAGAGGAGCAGGAAGCGGAGGGGUGGGGACAGGAAGCGGAGGGGCAGGGACAGGAAGUCCUGGAGGGAAGUCCAAUCUGGCGGCGCAAAUCAUCCCAGUGUAUGGCUUCGGGAUCCUGCUCUACAUCCUGUAUAUUUUAUUUAAGAUCACAUCUAAAGGGGGCAGUAAACCAGCCCCGAGUCGCCUCCAGUCUCUGCGGUCCGAGAACAACAAGAGGAAGAUCACUGACUUUGAGCUGUCUCAGCUUCAGGAGCGUCUGAUGGAGACAGAGGUUGUGAUGGAGACACUGGUCAACUCCUCAGGACUCAGCCACGACAGUCCUCCGUGUGUGAGUCUGGAGCAGGAACAAAGCCUCCUCCAGCAGCUCACAGCCAUUACACAGGUCAUGAGGAGCAACCACUUGGUCCAGGACUUCACCCCAUUCACCCCAUCAGAGGAGGGGGAGAGAGAUGAGAGAGAUUUGUGCGACAACUUUGAGCCGUUCUGGAGCCGCUGCGACUGUCACUGUCAAACACACAAAGAACAAACGCCCCACGAGGACUGGCCAAUCAGAGACCGGCUCCACGAACCAGCCCCGCCCACAGAGGAGAGACAAACACAUCACGACAACUGGCCAAUCAGAGACCAGAGCCACGAACCAUCCCCGCCCACAGAGAAUAGACAAACACGCCACAAGGACCAGCCAAUCACAGACAAUGCCCAGCAAAAUCGACCAAUCAGACCUCAGAAUCCACCAGAACAGAACCGACCAAUCAGAGAUGAGCACCAGGAACUAGCUCCUCAAACAGCGGAUCAACCAGAUGAGGACCGGCCAAUCAGGGACAAGAACUGGGAGAUCAACAAUGCUUUAGCCUCGCCUACAGAGGAGAGAGAAAUGGAGAGUGACAGAGGAGAGGAGGAGGAGAGAGAGGAGGAGAAGAGACAAGAGACUGUGAAUCGGUGCCUGGAGGAGCGAAAGAACUGGGAAGGAAUGUCUCAAAAUGCCCAACAUGAAAAAAAGGAGAUACAAAGGGAGGGGGAAGAGAGAGCGGCACGGGAAGAGGAGAGGGGAUGGAGGAAUUUUGAAGGAGAAAAACGAGAUGGGGAGAGAGAAAAGAGGAGAGAGAAAAGUCUACAAAGCAGAGAGGAGCGACAUCUAACACUGGAGAGAAGAGGAGAGGAGGAGAAAGCAGAACAGAGGGAGAGAGUUCCACAAACAAACGUCAGGCGCAGAAACAGAAGACGCAGAGGACGCAGGGAGUAGGAAGAAGGAGAUAAGAGAUAAGGAGGCGUGGAGAGAGCAGAUGAGGUGAGAGGAGAUGAGAGAAGGAAAUGAGGAAUGAGGAGAGAGGGGACAAGGAGAUGAGGAAAGAGGAGAGAGUACAAGAGCCACAGACUUCAGUGCUUCCAGAAGAUUUUGAUACUUGAAUAAUUAUUUUCUUUUCUCAGAGACUCAGAGGAUUCAGAGGCUUCAGAGGAGUCAGAGACUCGGGAUCAGAGGAUUCAGAGAAGUAAGAGACUGAGAGAAGUCAGAGGAGUCGAGGAGUCAGAGACUUCAAGGAGUCAGAGGAUUUGGAGGAUUCAGAGACUCAGAGGAGUCAGGAAUUAGAGACUCUGUGUCAAAUAUUAAAAUGUGAUAAAGUUUGAAAAUGAUUUAAUUCAAAUUAUCUGUAGCAUGUUUCCUUAACCACAACACUGAAAAACUCUUGAGCUCUGAUUCAGAGUAGACAAUGACCUAAGGAGACGAGGAGACAAGGACAUAAAGAGACAAGGAACCAAGGAAACAAGGAUGCAGUCCAGACACCCUCCCCGUGUGCCAGAUGCCCUCCUCGUGUGUCAGAUGCCCUCCCUGUGUGUCCAUGGGGUCAUAUUAUGUGUG
Periophthalmus magnuspinnatus is the source of this 2099-nucleotide messenger RNA. RefSeq names its product RIC3 acetylcholine receptor chaperone b (gene ric3b). Gene Ontology annotation, cellular component: neuron projection; neuronal cell body; intracellular membrane-bounded organelle. The coding region runs from base 60 to 1484 and encodes 474 amino acids. Lineage: Eukaryota; Metazoa; Chordata; Actinopteri; Gobiiformes; Gobiidae. The record is from RefSeq and is a predicted model, not a curated record. The transcript has 6 exons. Gene Ontology annotation, biological process: synaptic transmission, cholinergic; protein localization to cell surface.